UCGUCACAUUUGUUUCACCAGGAAGUUUAAACAAACCUGACUUUGCUAUGAUGGCGGCUUGUGUGCGGACAUGGAUUUUAAAGCUGUGUGUUUUCACUGAAAUCUUUCUUUUGAUUACUGCACAGACAGAGCAUAUGACAAACGUCGCUGUCAACAAACCAUGCAGCAUCAGCUCACUGUAUGUAGAGAAUAACUUAUCUAAUGACUGUUCUGCUGCUAUCAAUGGAAACACAAACACAACAUUCGUCACAGAAAAAACUUCUCCGAACUGCAUCAACACCGACGAGUAUCAUUCCAACCCAAUCUGGUCAGUGAAUCUGGGACAGAACUUUUUUGUGCACAGAAUAACUAUCUACGGAAGAGAAACUUACGAGAGAAGAAUGGCAUGUGUUCAAAUCUUGCUUGACGGACGAGAGCUUUAUAAGUUCCCAUGUUCAGUCACAACAACUGUGAGAAGAGACAUUCUCGUAAAUCCGCCUCAACGAGGUCGAGUGGUUAGCAUCACUAAAGACCGAGCAUCUGACCGAUAUCUUGAGUCAUUUUUAAACAUUUGUGAAGUCCAAAUAUGGGUUUGCGCCAUCGGAUGGUGGGGCAGCGAUUGUCAGAAUCAGUGCAAAUGUGGGGACAUAGACAAUUAUUGCGAUCCCCAGAGCGGCACGUGCUUAAAAACAAACGUCGCUGUCUACAAACCAUGCAGCAUCAGCUCACAGUAUGUAGAGAAUGGCUUAUCUAAUGACUGUUCUGCUGCUAUCAAUGGAAAAACUAGCACUGCAUUCGUCAUGGAGAAAACGUCUCAGAACUGCAUCCACACCAGCCUAACUGAUUUACACCCAACCUGGUCAGUGGAUCUGGGACAGAACUUUUCAGUGCGCAGUAUAACCAUCUACGGACGCGAGAAUUUGGAGAGAAGAAUGGACUGUGUUCAAGUCUUUCUGGACGGACGAGAGCUUUAUACGUUCCCAUGUCCAGGCACAACAACUGUGAUAACAGACGUUUACGUAAAUCCGGUUCAGCGAGGUCAAGUGGUUAGAAUCACUAGAAACCAACAAACGGGCGGAGACUUCUCGACAUUUUUAAACAUUUGUGAAAUCCAAAUAUGGGUUUGCUCCAAAGGAUGGUGGGGCAGAGAUUGUCAGAAUCAGUGUAGUUGUCAGGGCAAAGACUAUUAUUGCGAUCCAGACAAUGGAAAGUGUUCAAAAGAAUGUUCCAAAGGAUACUGGGGAGACAACUGCUCUAACAUCUGUGGUCGUGGAUGUAAGAACGGAGCUUGCAAUCUCGACAAUGGAACCUGUGACUGCAAGUCAGGAUGGGCAGCACCAAGCUGUGAUGUUUGCUCAGACGGUCACUACAACCCUUCUAACGACUGUCACAACACCUGUAGUAAAGGAUGUCAUAACACUUGUAGCAGGACUGACGGGACAUGUCAGUGUCAGACACGAUGGAAGCCUCCUCUUUGUCAAGUUUGCUCCAUAGGAUGGUGGGGCAGUGAUUGUCAGAAUCAGUGCAGUUGUCAAGGCAAAGACUAUUAUUGCGAUCCAGAUAAUGGCAAGUGUUCAAAAGUGCAUGUAACUACAGUGUGUUCAUCGGGGUACUGGGGAGAGAACUGCACUGUCUGUGGUGCAGGGUGUAGUAAUACGUGUGAUGACAAAAGUGGAGCUUGCAGGUGUACUAACGGGUGGACAGGACCACAAUGCACAGAUUGCUCCCAUGGUCAUUACAACAUGUCUAACGACUGUCAAAACACCUGUGGUAGAGGAUGUCAUGACACUUGCAGUGGGACUGACGGGACAUGUCAGUGUUGGCCAGGAUGGCAGCCUCCUCUGUGUCAGCAAUGCUCAGCCGGUCACUACAACAUUUCUAACGACUGUCAAAACACCUGUGGUGAAGGAUGUCACGACACAUGUAACAGGACUGACGGGACAUGUCAGUGUCAGACAGGAUGGCAGCCUCCUCAGUGUCAACGGAAGAACACAUCAGAUUGCUCAGCCGGUCACUACAACGUGUCUCACGACUGUCAAAACACCUGUGGUGAAGGAUGUCAUGACACGUGUAGCAGGACUGACGGGACAUGUCAGUGUCAGACAGGAUGGCAGCCACCUCUGUGUCAAUUUAUGACAUCAUCUAGAGAUGAUAAAGAGGCUUUGAUUGGAGUUAGUCCAGUGGCCGGUAUUGCAGUCAGCUGUGCCAUCGUCUUCUUUAUUCUAGGUUUCCUCACCAGAUUGAGGUUGAGACUAUCCAGAUGUCAUCAGCCCUCUGCCACACACGGUUCACCUGUUAAAACCUCCGUGACCUCUGAUCUAGGUACUUCUUCGACCACGACACACCCAGCAGAACCACGUGGCACGACAUCUUCAGAAGAUACAGCAGACCACAGCAACAACGUGUACGACGAACUUAAAGCUCUUAAUGACGACAACAAAUCCGCCUACACCUCUCUUCGAUUCCAGAAUAAGGGCAAGGAAAGUGCGGCACCUAGUGAUUACAUCAACACAAGAAAGAUACUAAUGAAUGAAUGAAUUAUUGCCUGAGCUUGUCUUAGCAUAUUAUACCAAGACAAUACCGUCUCUUCGUCUGCCAGGACUAUUAUCCCACAUAUUUUCCAGAACCUCUUUCCUUGCUACAAGUCUAAAAGGUGCGAGUCUAUGAGCUCACACCCAGGGUAAGCAUUAAAGCAGAGAAAUAUGUUCAUCGAUAUGAGUGAAAUUUUACACUGCUCGUUUGAAAACCCGAGAGCACUCAGGCAUAUCAAAACAAUUUUGGAAGCAAUGUAUCCUAUGUACUUGUGAAAGUCGAAUAGUUUGCUAGCUUCUAGUAAGCUCCCUAGCAUAGGCAUUCUCAGGACACUAAAAUCGCACACAUGGUGUUUUGUUUAUCUAUAUCUGUCUCCGUAUGCCUGAAGGUCCCCAAACCAUCACAUCUAAGUGUCUACCAAAGGGAGGCCACUAUGUAACCUACGCUUUACAGACGACUAACGGUAGGCAGUGAGUUACAGGAACUCACAAACAAGCUUGCAAGCAACGAGAGCAACAACGGGAUGGAAAUUCGCACAGAGAGGAAUAAACUAACGGUAAACAUAAUUGGACAGUUAAAAGUGGAGAACAACAGUGUAGAGCUUGAGGACGUACACAGAUUCACGUACCUGGGCAAGACUCUCCAGGGAUGUCAGCUGAGUCGCCGACAUUCGUCUCAGUGUCACAGCAGCGACAGCAACGAUGACCAGAGUGAACAGAAUACGUGGCUUAAACUGUACCCACUGUCGUAUUUACAGUCUUUAGUUAGGCCAGUCAUUGUAAUGUUACAUUUGUAUGAAGUGCAAGUGGGAUAAAUAUGCACAAUGAUAAGAAUACUACUUGGGGCAGUCAUGCCCUUAUUUAUGUAUUAUCAAUCAGGUAUUAUUAUUUUACCAAAGUGAUUUUGUGCUUCAGUUUCUGAAGUAGAUAAGUGUGAAGAUAUCAAUUGUUUAAAUAAUAUACAUAUAUGUAAUUUAAUAAUAAAAUAUUUUUAACGUAUAAUUUUUAUAAUGAUUUGUUUUAAAUGGUCCUUGUUAUUGUUAUUUUUGUUUCUUGACUAAUGUAUUUAUCUUGCUGACG
Pomacea canaliculata is the source of this 3590-nucleotide messenger RNA. RefSeq names its product multiple epidermal growth factor-like domains protein 10. The coding region runs from base 48 to 2516 and encodes 822 amino acids. The transcript has 17 exons. Lineage: Eukaryota; Metazoa; Mollusca; Gastropoda; Architaenioglossa; Ampullariidae. The record is from RefSeq and is a predicted model, not a curated record.